AUGGACAUGUGCCGCAUAUUUACAGAAGAAACUCAAAAAUUAGAGAAAAUUAACGAAGUUAAAAAAGGUCAUCGCUCGAAGAAGAAAGGCGUGUUGAAGCAUCGAAGGGCUAAAAGGCAAACAGGCUUCAACGCUCUGAACCCUACGCUGUACCUAGAUGAUGCUAGAAGAGUAGAGAACAUAGUGGAUAAGGUGUACGACGACCUUUUGGAGAAAGGGGAGAAGAUUAAAUACAGGCGUAUGAAUAUAGAAGAACUGGAGAGGAAUAAAACUAUCACAUCACCUGUAUCUGGAAGGAGGUUCGUUUUUGCUCCAAUGAAUCUAACAAGAGGACAUCCUACGAAACAGGGAUCAAAUAUGAACGGCCCUCCACCUUCUGGAAAAACACCACGAUUUCCGCUGAGCAUCGUGCCUUACUUCAUAGACCGAAGAACUUACGACGCAAAUCUAGCUGAUAUGAUAGGAAAAGCGUUUGAUUACGUCGAAAAAGUGACGUGCAUCCGAUUGCAACGUCUGCGUGAACGACCUACGGACAAGGAAUCUCUUCAGAAUGUCGAAUGGCUAUACAUUACAAAUCCAUCUGGCAUCAGGCAGUGUGUUCAUAGCAACGAACGGGCUUUGAUCAGAGGUGUUCAGAUGAUUGUCUUGGGAUAUGAUUGCAUGUCCGUAGGUGAAAUUUUGCACGAGACAAUGCAUGUGCUGGGGUUCUCUCAUGAACACAUCAGACCUGACAGGGACCAGUUCGUCUCUAUAUUGUGGGACAACAUUAAACCAGGUUACAAGAAAUUUUUUGAGCGUCUUGAAGAACCUAAUGUCGAGAAUUUACCGUAUGACUAUGCAAGUAUACUGCACUACCCUUCACGCGCCUUCUCGAAAAACGGUCAAGUGACAAUUGUGGCCCGGGAUGGCUUGAAAAUUGGCCAACGUGAUGGUCUUAGCGAUACUGACAUAGAAAAAAUUAACACCAUUUAUUCAGCUGAAUGUGUCAAACGAAACAGACAGUACCUCCUCAAAACUUGUCCGAGUGUAGUCAAACCUAAACCGGAACCUCAGAAGGCUUCUCGACGAGAAAUUGAACAGUAUUUUGAAAAGAGGCUUUGGCCAUACGGAUUUGUUAACUACCAAAUAAAAGAUAGUAUGGAGUUCACUAGCGAUGAGAAAGAAAAUAUACGUGCAGUUAUACAUCAUAUAGAAAUGGAGACUUGCAUAGAAUUCAGAGACCUUACACAAGACUCUGACUCUAGCAAUGAGUCAGAUAACAGUGUCGAGUCAAAUAAUAAUAGCAAGACUAAUAAUACAAUCACAAAGAAAUUAAAACUAAGUGGUGAAAUUGAUUUGAAUGCAGAAGAUGCAAUAAGCAAUCAAACAAACAAAGAAAAUACUUUGCAAGCAGACGAUUCCAAAACCGAUAUGAUAAUUAAUAAACUUAGUAAAGCGUCCGAAAGCAACGCAGUUGAGGAUGAUAAAGAUAGCUUAAUGAAAUCUAAAACUUAUAAAAGAGAAAAGGAGUCUCUGACUGCAAAAGGAAAACAACUCAAAAAGAAGACAUCAAAGAGGUCUGCAAAGUCCACUAGACUAGGGACGAACGGACGGGCGCGUCCACCAAUAUCGCCUUCUCGUAGACAUGCCUCUAAUAUCCUGGUCUUCACUCGCUCUACAAAACCAGGGUGCGCCUGUCCUAAAAUUCCUGGCGUGCCUACAGAUCCUAUAACAAUUGAGAUAAACGCCGAUUGCUUCAAUUCUGUCAACGUUCUGUUGCACCUAUUCGUCCACUUACUGGGACUGGACCAUCAGCACAAUAGCCACGAUAGAGAUUCAUUUCUUCACAUAGUCUGGGACCAACUCACUGAAGAUGUAAAACAAGAAAUGCAAGAUAAGUUACCACCAGCAGCAUCUGCAGGUUUCGCCUACGAUUACCAAAGCGUAAUGCACUACCCCUGGCUGCAGAUCAAGAAUGGACGAAGUAAUAUCAUGUACCCCAUCUGGAAUGAUGGUUGGGCCAUGGGCAACUGGCAAGGUUUAAGCUCAGUAGAUGUUCAGAAACUGAAUUAUCUGUACAAGAGUCAAUGCGAGCUCAGGAGAAGAGAAGCUGAAGCUGCGGGUGUGAAACUAGGAAUUACACAUAAAUAA
This is a messenger RNA of Arctia plantaginis, 2130 nucleotides long. The record is from the annotation of a GenBank genome assembly. Lineage: Eukaryota; Metazoa; Arthropoda; Insecta; Lepidoptera; Erebidae.